Molecule: messenger RNA, 2512 nt
Organism: Neltuma alba
Lineage: Eukaryota; Viridiplantae; Streptophyta; Magnoliopsida; Fabales; Fabaceae
Product: mechanosensitive ion channel protein 2, chloroplastic
Exons: 13
Coding region: 285-2297 (670 amino acids)
Biological process (GO): transmembrane transport
Cellular component (GO): membrane
Source: RefSeq, a predicted model, not a curated record
GAGAGAAUUCCUCGCGCGCAUGCCCUGAGCAUGACAUUACGUUAGGGAGCAGAAGAACUUCGUCGAUGUGCCGCGGCAUCUCGAAGGGGAUGGCAACACAAAAGCAUACUGGAAUUGUGAAUUUUGAUUGCUUCGAAGUUCGAAGCUCUGUAUCUGGUUACGAAGUUGGAAGAUCAUCAGAUCAACUCUUUCAUCUGUAUUGAAUUGGGUCAAAGUCCAGACAACCUCUUGUUUUUGGUUCAUCGGCUGCUAUCAAGACCUUACUGGCUAUUCAUUUUCAUUCCAUGAUGGCUCUUCCCGGCACUCUGCAAUUGUCCUGUGGAUUGGGACCUCGUAGGAAGUGGAACCGGAAUUACAAUAAACAAGCUUUGCUCCUGAAACAAGAUUGCAGGAGACUUCAACUCUCUCACCAUGUAAACAGGCCAAUGCCCUCCUUAUCAUGCAAAUCCCAGUCUUUCAAGUGUCAUUCUUUUCUAGUACCUGGCCAACCAAGUGAACUACCUGUUGUUAAGGUGGUCGCCGCAGCAAUGACAAGGUCCUGUAAUGUUUUACAAGGUAAUCCUGUCAUGGCAAAGUUAAUUCCAGCAGUUGGUGUAAUCACAUUUGCCAUAUGGGGUGUCAGCCCAUUACUAUUUCUAACAAGAAAACUGUUUCUUCGGAGGGAUAGCAAUUGGAAGAAAAGCAGCACAAAUUAUAUAGUAACUUCUUAUAUUCGGCCAAUAAUGUUAUGGAUUGGAGCUAUACUUAUGUGCAGAGCUUUGGAGUCAGUAGCUCUACCUACAGAAACUAGCCAGAUCGUUAAGGAAAGGAUUUUGAAUUUUGUAAGAUCAUUGUCAACUGUACUUUCAUUCGCGUAUUGUUUAUCAAGUGUGAUUCAACAAGCACAGAGAUUCUUUGUUCAGAAUGCUGAUGCCAAUGAGGCAAGAAAUAUGGGAUUCCAAUUUGCUGGCAAAGCCGUGUACUCUGCCGUAUGGAUUGCCGCCUUUUCAUUGUUCAUGGAAUUGCUGGGUUUCUCUACCCAGAGAUGGCUUACUGCUGGAGGUCUGGGGACAGUUUUGCUUACUCUUGCUGGUCGUGAGAUUUUUACAAACUUCCUUUCCAGCUUGAUGAUUCACGCUACUAGACCUUUUGUGGUGAAUGAAUGGAUCCAAACAAAGAUUGAAGGAUACGAAGUCUCUGGUACUGUAGAGCAUGUUGGUUGGUGGUCACCAACAAUCAUAAGAGGUGAAAAUCGUGAGGCUGUUCAUGUUCCAAACCACAAAUUUACAAUGAGUGUUGUGAGAAACCUUAGUCAGAAGACGCAUUGGAGGAUCAAAACCCACUUAUGCAUCAGUCAUUUGGAUGUCAGCAAGAUUAACAACAUUGUUGCUGACAUGCGGAAAGUUUUGGCCAAAAAUCCUCAAGUAGAGCAGCAGCGGCUGCACAGGAGAGUGUUUCUAGAAGAUAUAAAUCCUGAAAAUCAAGCUCUUACGAUUCUGGUGUCUUGUUUUGUCAAGACCUCACGUCAUGAAGAGUAUUUUCGUGUUAAGGAAGUUAUACUAUUAGAUCUUCUUAGAGUCAUUGGUCAUCAUGGGGCUCGACUUGCAACACCAGUUCGUACUCUGCAAAAGAGAUAUAGUGAUGAUGACUUAGAUAACAUACCUUACGCAGAUUCUUUUGUUGGUGGUGCUAGCACAGGACGUAACCGUCCAUUAUUAUUGAUUGAGCCACCUUACAAAAUCAACUCUGAUGAUAAAACCAGAAGCCAUAGAACACAAACCAAACAUUCUGCAAGGACUGAUGCCAAGGCUGGAUCAACAGUGGUUGCAGACUCUAAUGUUAGAGAAACUCCUUCAAACUCCAAGUCAGGUGCCAAAGCUGUGAUGCCUAACUCUGAUGUGAAUGAAAAAUCUGAAAAUGCCACGUCAUCUAUAGUUCAUCCCACCAUACGUGAAGAUGAUCCACCGAAAUCAGAUUCAAAUACUGAGGGAAAUAUUGGGUUGCCAGAUAUCUCUGCUUCCAAUUCUAAAGCAAAUUUAACCGACUCUGACAAUACAAUGUCGUGUUCAGCUUCAAAUAAUGGGCGUCCUUUGGAUAAACCAUCAAAACAACAAGGCGAAAGGAAACCAGCUGAACAGCCUCCUACAUCCAGGCCUGAUGUUGAAGAGAAUAUAGUCCUUGGUGUUGCAUUGGAGGGAUCAAAGAGAACCCUUCCUAUUGAGGAGGGGAUGGAGACUUCCAAGAAAGAGGCAAAGGAGAUGACUGGAUGGCAGGGUGGAAAGAAACCUUCAACGGCUGAAUACGGGAAAGAUAAAUAGAUUGUAAGUGCUCCAUGUUUUAUAGUUGAUUGUUUUGGAGCUUUUAGCUCGCUUCUGUACAAUGGUUAUUUUCAUCCAGAAACCGACCCAGAUAUGUUGUACAUAUUCUCUCAAGCCAAGGUAUCAUGAUAUAAGGAACUUUAUUUUUGUGAAGCUAUAAAUACAAAAUUUUCCAUAUAAUUAACCCCACCUAAUGAAAUAAGAUUUAUUGUUGC